AUUGAAAAGGUAAACACUGAUCAGCUGUUUGGUUGGUUGAUAACAGAAAAACUGAAAACAGUACGUUAUCUUUGAUAACUAAUCAAUUAAUUAUCAAUUCUAGUUAAAUUAAUCAUAUACCGGGUUUUUACAUAUCAAAGUCCGUUAAAACUGUUUGUUGAUGAGUGAAAUAAUGGGAACUGAGUGUGUGGCGUCGUUAGGAAAACUACAGUUGAGGUUAAACUAAAACAAUGCGUAGAUUUAUGUUGAAUGCAUGCCUACUAAAACAGUUAAUGGAAACAUAGUUUCUUGCUGAAUGAAGUAUGCCAUCUCAAAGUGAGGAAUAUGGAAUUAAUGUAAACAACUAUUCUUCAUACUAUUACGGUGAGACAUGCCAGCCCACAUCCAACCCACCAGCCUACUGGAGCUGAGUCUGUCAGCUGUUGGCCAGCUGUUACUGGACAACAGCCGCCAGCUGAAUCUGCAAUACCAGCUGCCGGCCGCCUUGCGCCAACGGCUGCUGCUACAGCUGUGUGCCGACACAUCAGCUGAUGCGAGCCAACUGGUCGGCCAGCUGUUGGCGCCCGACAUUAGCCAGCUGUGUGUGGAGCUGUGCUGCUACUACGGCUGCACACACCAGCUGCAGCUGUUGCGACUGCUGGCCACGCCAGCUGCAAGGGGGCUCACUCACCUACAGCUGACACGGACCGCGCUGCUCAGACUUGAUCAUUGCAACACUUUGUUUGCAACAUUAUUUCGUUUUCAAGACCAAUGCCUGCUGCAAUCGGUGCUGCUGAAUGCUGCCGGGUUAAAACAGCUGAUUCUGCGCAACAUUGCCAGCGACGCCACCCUAUCAGCUGUUGGCUCCAGCUGUCACCAGCUGACACACCUCGACGUGUCCAACUCGCGCCAGGUUACCGACAACGGCAUCAAACAGCUGUUCCUGCAGAUCGAGCUGCGCAACAAAACAGCUGAAUCAGCUGAUCGCCGCCGCCACCGCAGCUCCAACUGUGCGGUAUCAAUAACAACCAGUCGCAGAGCCAACUUCCUCAGCAGGACAGCUAGACUAUUUCGCUGCCUGAGCAGUGAGGAGGACUCCUCCUCAGACUCGUUCCUGUUGGAGUGUUUCGAGCGGCAGACGGCCGUCUGCAACACUCUACAGGUGCUCAAUGUGACCAACACAGGCAUCACUAGUGUGGGCGUAUGCAUAGCACUGGAAAACUGCACCCAUCUGCAGAGCGUUGGUGAUUAUGCACACAUGAGCCAGGCAUUGCAUCUGUAUGAAAACCGUGCCGAGCAACUCAGGCCUCUGAAAUUGGUCAAUGUCACCAACACAAUCACCAAUCAGAAAGCACUAGAGCUAAUCUACACCAGCUGUCCAAAACUACAGAGACUGACCUUGAGGGACACCCGUUUCAACUUUGCCGCCCCUCCCCUCCACACACCCGCCACCCUAACCUCGCUAACACUGCUGAUGGUGCCGGCCAGCGCCGAUUGGCUGACACACUUCUACAGCCACGAGGCCACGCCCCGUCUCAGCCAGCUGACUCUAGUCUUCAGGGCACCAGUACAUGUGCAACUUUACCCGCUCAUGCAGGCGUGCACUCGACUGCAGUGCCUCACCAUAGAUGGCGCUAGCAUAGACUAUCAGCCGCCCAAUCACAACACUACACCCUGCUACCACAAUCUACGAAAGAUACACCUAGGCCAAACCGUCAGCCCAUCAGUGGUUCACGGGCUAGUAGCACACUGUCCCCAUCUGACUGUUGCCCACUUCUACCACUGUCCCGCCUUAACAACUGUGGCCAGUGCCAGCCUACAGUGCUUCUACAUCUACCAGACCACAACCUCGGCCAGCCUCGGUGAGGCACACUCAUCCAACCUCGGCGAGACAAUUGCCGCACUGCUUGCCAACUGUCCUCGGCUCGAGCACCUCGGCAACCUGGCCAACUGGCAUGCGAGCAAUCGCCAGCAAGCUGACGCCUCGACGCUGGUCCAGAGUAUAUCCGCCGCAAACUACAGGCUACAGUUUGAGGCCGGUGCACACUGGUAUCACUCCAAAUGUAUCACUAACUACGAAUAAAACUGUUUACUAUUCAACAAG
This is a messenger RNA of Nilaparvata lugens (brown planthopper), 2083 nucleotides long. RefSeq lists its product as uncharacterized. The transcript is spliced from 6 exons. Gene Ontology annotation, biological process: SCF-dependent proteasomal ubiquitin-dependent protein catabolic process. Lineage: Eukaryota; Metazoa; Arthropoda; Insecta; Hemiptera; Delphacidae. The coding region runs from base 371 to 2062 and encodes 563 amino acids. Gene Ontology annotation, cellular component: SCF ubiquitin ligase complex. The record is from RefSeq and is a predicted model, not a curated record.